AAAAGGUGGAUUCGGGAAGCCAAUGGGUGGUGGAGGCGGUCUCGCUAGAGGUGGAGUACAAAAGAUGCCGUGGCUCAGUUUCGGCAAUACCGCAGGACUCAACCCUGCCGCGGCUGCGCAGCAGAAUAACGCGGACUCGACACAGUCCAUGCUGCUGCGAGUUACGGCGCGAGUACUGGUUCUAGAGAACCAGUUAGCGCAGGUGGCGGAGACCCAGAAGCAGUGCCUGAGUUUGAUGGGCAGCAUCUAUCCGCCAGCCCUUGCUGCAGCAUCUUCUCCGGCUGGCUCGCCUGCAGGCGAUGGUAGAGGUGGUGGAGGUGGCGCGACGUCGUCUUCGCCAGGCCAAUUAGGCGUAGGAAAGGCCGCUAGCACUGGUACACAACACUUAGCAGUAUCGCUCUCAGCACAGCGACGCGGCAGCCGCGAAAGCCGACGCGGUAGCUUGUCCAGCAGACGUGGCAGCGUCUCCAGCCGGCGGGGGAGCGCUGCGAGCAGAAGAGGAAGCUUCGAGCAACAGGGGAAGAGCCUCACCCAAAGUGCACAUCUAGGCGGGGCAACGCGCCAAAGCAUAUCUGUUAAUGUGUCUUCUGCUGGAGGUGACCAGCAACAUACGUUACACAGACGAGGGAGCUUGGAAAAAAUCGCUGGCGUUUUGAAUUUGGAUAAGCUGCUGAGUGCGUCGAGUGGGAUGUCGCACAAUCACCGGAGGAGCAGUCGUACCAGCAUCAUAUCGAGCGCAGAAUUUUACGCAUCGGGGCUAGGGGGGCAUCAACACGGUCGCAAUAGUGGCGGCGGUGGGGGUGUGGGAGGUGGAACAGCGAGUACCACCAUGCAAAGAAUGAGCAUAUCUGCAGGUGGGGGCUCGGACCAGAUGAAUAUGCUCAGGUCCAGAAGUAAACAGAAGCAACUCAUCGAAGUCGUACCGAACUCUAAUAGACCGUCACAGGAAGUAGAUCUAGAUGCCGUAGCAGAACUACCGGAAGUAGACCAGCACUCGGUAGUACCGAAGAUCGUUGUACCUGGAAUAAUAGCUCCUUCUGUACUAGACGAGCAGAACGGAACGGCUUCAGGAGUAUCAGAUAACACUUCCACUCGUCCUCGUCCUAUGAUACAAUUUCUAGGAGGUGAUGGCAAUCUCUUAGGAACCUCAGCUUCUCCUUCCCGCAGUACAUCAAAGAUGACGACUGGAGGGGACGACAGAAAACCGCCACCCCCAUCGCCUUGUGGUGCAUCUAUGAUGGCACGGGGUGCAUCACCAGGCCUAGACGAACCCAAUUCCGCAGCCGCGGCUGACAUGCUACAAAAAGUGAACAUGCUUGCUGGUAUAACAGCAGCUAGUACAUCCACGGACGAAAGAUCAGGAGUGGAAGAGAACAAAACAGUAGCGCCAUCACCAGGAGGUAGUGCGGGGAAAGAUGAGCAGUUACACAAACGGGCAACUAGCAGUCCCGACGCAGGUGAGGAAAUCACUAAGAAGGAGAGCCCGACACUGGUGCUCACAUCAUCUGGUGCAGCUGAGGGGGCGCCGGGAUCUGAAGUAAAUCCGGCAACAGCGGGAGAUGGUGGAGGAAUAAUACCGACAAUCGGCAUUGCGCCUGCGAUAACAGGAACAGAGCCUCGUGGCACCAACGAUGUAAAUCCAGUGACAGGGUCUACUAACAAUACCCAGCUGCAAGGCGAAGCCGGAGACCAACCUAUUGAUGCGGAUAGGCCCAACGAUGUGAGCGGGACAGUCCCAGACGAGGAGCCGGCUUGUGAGCCACCACCGACUGCGCGCUCGGCGGGAGCGGGUGAGCCGGAGCCGGAUGAGGCUGAAAAUCCUGAGGCCGAUCAUCCAAUUCCUAAUAGUAAUGCUCCCGUAGAUCAAACUUGAUCUGUCAUAAUCAAAAGAACAAGAGAUGUAUAUGCAGUAGAAGAUGUCUCCCUGCCCUUCUAGUCUUUUUUGGAAGUAAGUAGCUAUUUAGCCUUAGUGUUGUCGAGGAAGAAAAUUUGGAACUUUUGUACACCAUCAUAAUUCCUAACUCUAUGGUGCGCAUGCUAGUCGGUAUAUUUUACUUCAUAUUUCGAUGGGAUUCCCACUUGGAACAAGUUUUUCUAGAGCAAUUUAGCAGCGUGCAAGUGCUAGAUCUUAUGCACAUAAGUUGUCGUGUUUUUUAGAGUUGUAACGAUGUUGAUAAAUUUGUAAUCGGUAAACAAGUACAAGCAGAAGCAGUUCCUCUAAUCAGCAGAUUGAUUGAGCAUGAAAUGUACGUACAGUUCACGUUGAACAAGAGUGAGAAAUUUGCUAUUCGAGUACGUACAGUUCACGUUGAACAAGAGUGAGAAAUUUGCUUUUCGAUCGAAUAUUCCUAACUAAAACUAACUCUCUCAUCAUUCGAUCGUGCAAAUUUUUUCAGUCUUAGUUUUGUCAGUCGUGCCGAGUCCAGUGAGUAAAAGUUUAUCCUAGUUGACACCUUCUACUUCUAGUUCCACCUCAUAUUUACAGUGCUAAUGACUGUUGUCUCUUGUUUUCAGUUUCUGUUGUCGGCAGAUUCCUGACAGAGGAAUUUAGUUCGAAACAAAGUGACACGUUGAUAGUGAUCAACUAUGUUGAGUUGUUCAGGAGUGGCGCUUCAAAAUAUCUUCAUCUAAGUUUUCAAAAACAAAAAAUGUCAGAAGCAAGUCUGCUUUGUUUGCACAGUGCACCAAUGAAUAUUCGCUAAAUUUGCAGUGGCAUCUAGACUCCUCCUUGUUCCAACAUUUUAUAUAAUCUCGCAAACGUUGAUCUUGAUGUAGUUAUUCUUUUUAUGACACUCUCAAAAAGGUACGAGCGCGCAUAGCUUGCCGACGAUUGUAUGUAUUCUGAGUAUCAUUUUACAAGAGACUUUUGUAGCAAGUGGAAGCGCCGCGGAUGGGAGUACACUCUCUCAUUUGCCGGAAGAUGGUCACUCAAUAAUCACGACAAGACAAGAGACUAAUCAGGCACAGAAACCCCAAAAGAACCAAUGAGUAGAUUAGUCUUCUCUACUGUUUCAACAACGUCGCCAAGUUGGCGAGUACG
Molecule: messenger RNA, 3040 nt
Organism: Amoebophrya sp. A25
Lineage: Eukaryota; Dinophyceae; Syndiniales; Amoebophryaceae
Source: the annotation of a GenBank genome assembly